AUGUUGGCUUCUAUAAGAUACUUUGGACAGUGCCCACAGGGAAAACACCCACUCACAGGCAUACCCAUCCUUGACGUCCAAACACACUUCAUUCAUCCCAAUCACUCUUUUCAGUUCCCUUGCUCCCCGGUCUGUGAUUGCACAAGGAGCUUUUCGUCCGCUGCGGCCAAUAAUCGGCAUUGUGGAAAGCGUCGCCUUCGCGCUGCCAGCCCGGUGCCAUCGUCACUUGUCCCGCCCCUGAGCUCAUUACUCGCCUGUUCCCUUCAUCUGCACAAAACGUCCUACACACCUCUACUUAAUCCCUUCACCGCCAUGGCCGCCCUCAAGCGAAGAAAGCCCGCCUCUUCCAAAUCGCAACAGCCCCAAGAGCCCGUAAAACCCGAAGACGACAAGCCUCCCGCUCCGCGUAGAUCCAGUCGCCGGCUGCACGACGUCAAGAAGGUUACCGACCCCGGUGCUUGUAUGCGCCCCACCAAAUCCGAGGUACCUAUGGACGAGCCACCAGCGAAGCGCCGCCAGGUAGACCGCACCAUGACCGAGUCUCGCGAUGGCGUCCGCUUCGCCAUGAGAGAGCUUAGCGAGAUGGAGAACCGCCUUCAAAAUGCCACCAGAACUCAACGGCUUGCCGUAGAGGCCAGUCAGAUCACUAGUACCGAGAGAAGACGACCCAAAGACCGCGCAUUCUCCCCACUGGUGGAUCCCAAGCCAACCGAUCCGGAAGACCGUAUCCGGAAGACUGAAGAAGAACGCUCUGGAACCCCAGAUGUGGAUGCUGCGCCCAUUGAGGGUCCCGAAGGAGAGGCCGCCAUAGUAGAUGUUGAAGACGACAAGAUUCGCGAAGAUGAAGCUCCUGAAAGGGGGGCUGCAAGACCACCACCCGUCAAUAGCGAUUAUCUUCCCCUACCGUGGACUGGUAGGUUAGGAUAUGCUUGCCUCAACACAUAUCUUCGUGCAGCCAACCCCCCCGUCUUCAGCUCAAGAACUUGCCGCAUCGCCUCCAUAUUGCAGCAUCGUCAUCCUCUUGCCAUUCCUGGCGAACCUGAGCAUGCCACAAAGAAUCGCCCAGACGACACUCAACCUGCAGACGUCGCGCUUGGCCAAGAAUAUGUUCAGAAACUGGGCUUGGCCAAUGCUAAAGAUAUCGUCAAAAUGUUGCGGUGGAAUGACAAGUGUGGCAUCAAAUUCAUGCGUCUGAGCUCAGAAAUGUUUCCGUUCGCCAGUCACGAGGAAUACGGCUACCGUCUUGAGUCGUUUGCUGCAGACGUCCUCGCUGAGGCUGGCAAGGUCGCCGCAGAAUUUGGACAUCGGUUAACAACCCACCCUGGUCAAUUCACACAGCUUGGCUCUCCCCGGAAGGAAGUCAUUACCGCUGCCGUUCGCGACUUGGAGUAUCAUGAUGAAAUGCUGUCGCUCCUGUGUCUUCCCGAGCAGCAGAACAAGGAUGCUAUCAUGGUUCUUCACAUGGGAGGCACUUAUGGCGACAAAGAGGCAACCCUAGAUCGGUUCCGGAAAAACUACGUCAAAUUGACGCCAUCCAUCAAACAGCGUCUUGUACUGGAGAAUGAUGACGUUUCCUGGUCUGUCCACGAUCUUUUGCCUAUAUGCGAAGAGUUGAACAUCCCUCUUGUGCUUGAUUUCCAUCACCACAACAUAGUAUUUGACGCCAAUGAGCUACGCGAGGGCACUGAGGAUAUCAGGAAGCUUUUCGACCGCAUUCGUGCAACAUGGACUCGCAAGGGAAUUACUCAGAAAAUGCACUACAGCGAAUCUUGUGCUGGAGCUGUCACACCCCGCGACCGGAGAAAGCAUUCACCUCGAGUGAAGACAUUACCGCCUUGCCCACCAGAUAUGGACCUCAUGAUCGAAGCCAAGGACAAGGAACAGGCUGUAUUCGAACUUAUGCGCACUUUCAAGCUGCCUGGGUGGAAUCUUUUCAAUGAUGUCGUCCCAUUUGAACGAGAGGAUGAGCUACGAGCAACAAAAAACGGAACUGCAAAGAGAAAGCCGAAGAGGUCAAGAAAGAAAGGCCAACAAGACGAAGACGAAGAAAUGGGCGAGGCAGGCCCCCUCGAGGCGGAGGCAAAGGAUAUUCCUCCCGAAGAGUUUGGAAUGGGCGGCCCCGUGCGACGGGUUUACUGGCCGGAAGGCAUGGAGGAGUGGCUGAAGCCCAAAAAGAGGGAGGUCAAGAGAAAUAAAACAACGACCGUCAAGGACGACGUCGAUGAAUCAUGA
Colletotrichum truncatum is the source of this 2232-nucleotide messenger RNA. RefSeq names its product uv-endonuclease uve-1. Gene Ontology annotation, molecular function: endonuclease activity. NCBI's taxonomy places the organism in Eukaryota, Fungi, Ascomycota, Sordariomycetes, Glomerellales, Glomerellaceae. Gene Ontology annotation, biological process: response to UV; nucleotide-excision repair; mitochondrial DNA repair. The record is from RefSeq and is a predicted model, not a curated record. Gene Ontology annotation, cellular component: mitochondrion; nucleus.